UUUAUGACGUUGCUUAUCAAGAAUAUUCUACCAAUGAACAUUUGGCUGGCUAGUUAGAAAGGAGAACAUAAUCAUGGUAACUUGUUUUUGUUGGGUAUCUUCGGUGUUUUUUGCCGUCAGUUUUGCUGCAUGGAGUGAGGCGCUAGAACUCGACCUCAACUUAACACGGCAGGAAAUCAUCACAUUUCUUGGACAGCCAGCAAACCUCGGUUGCCACGCAACGACAACCCUAAUUAACUCGUCCCUUUCCUAUUCCUGGACAAAAGACAACCAGACGGUCACGCAAUCUCCAAGAGUGAAGGCAUUUGGAGACGUUCUAGUAGUAACGCCAGAGGGAGCCGCAGAUUUUGGAACAUACCAGUGUAACAUUACCAAUGGCGUGUCUAGCAUUUUGUGUAGAGUCUCACUGUUACAAGGACUUGAUAAACCUGAUGACUCUAAAACUGGAUGUGUCAACGUUUCCGUAUUAAUGCCUGUUCUGGCUGUGGCGGUCUUGUCACUUCUCCUGUUCAUUCAUCUCCUGUUACAAAGUAGAAGAAGAAGACGAAGAAAUGAUACCUUCAGGUCCAAGAGAAGUGAUGAAAUUAGUUUACAAAACCAAGAACAGACCCGAGUGCAUGACGCAAACGUUGUUAACGAAGAACACCAAUUACAGCCCAUUGAAUUACCAGCGAAUGGGCGUGUCCGACGAAUGUCAGGUGACGAAGUGGUUGAAGAAAACCAAGUCACACAAUUUUAAAAAAAGGUUUCUAUGGAAACGCGUUACGUAGAAAUGGACGUGGCAAUUCAAAGAAAUGUCCAAAAACACUACCUUAUAAGCUAUAUACAAUGUGUCGUGCAUAACAUUCACUGCAAUCACGAAAUUUUUAGGGGUUAAGGGUAACCUCCCCUCCCCCCUCAGCAUUCUGAGUACUCUGCCAUUGUAGUGUUAUCGUUUCCAUAAAUAUCAAUGACAAGUUUAAAGUUCAGACGGUGGACAUAACACACCUUUCCCCAUCCACCUCACCCUUAAAAAGGUGUAAGAUGAUUUCCGCAGAACAUUCGUGCAACAAUGGCAACAAUUACAUUAUCAAAAAAAACCUCAUGGCAUGGUAAUAUUUUUAAUACAGUUAGGAAGAACUUAUAGAGACCUUCGCUCUCAAGCUGACCCCGUGAGGGAAAAUUGAACUUGAAGUUUCAAUUAAAACAAACGUUUCGUGUUAGUUUAAAACACAGUAACACACGCUUUAAGCAUUCUUACGAGGUUUGACUUUAACUUUCUCGAGAAUUUAAUCGCGGGGUCACUUAAAGAAAUGAACCAAAGUGAGUUGUUUUCGACAGUAUUCCAAAACGUACCGCGCAAUGAGUAGAUUUUUAGUAAAUAAUUUUUGCACUUAUUGCUCGAACUUUCUUCGAGCGGAAUCCGUCUUAAUUAGUUCCCAGUGGCGUUACACUCAGAGAGUUGGGCAAAUAUUUGGUGGAAGUGUUAGUUACAAAUCGUGAUAUCAACAAUGAAAUUCUGUUUGCUGGUCUUAAUGACUUAACCCCGUAUCCACGAUUUUGUAAAAUAUGGCAAAUGACAAAGUAACUUUAUGUCCUUGAUCUAUCAUCUCUUUAUUAGAAAUAUCAAAGUUUGUGAAAGACAAGCUGUAAAGCAGAUUGGGUACAGGUAAAAACCAAGGCGUUUCUCUUUUUAUAUAGUGAUUUAAGCAUUACGUCAUUUGGUCCGUUAUCGUGAUUUUCUUCAUGGCUGUAACUUCUUACAUUACAAACUCCAUUCAAUAGCAGACAAAUUUCAAAGUUUGUGAAUACAAGUUGUAAAACAGGUCAGGAAUAAGUAAAAACGACGACCUUUUUUUCACCGUGACUUAAGCAUUAAUCCAUUUUGGUACAUUAUUUUCUUCCUUACGCAAAAAACUCUAGAUACAACCGCGGACAAAUAUCAAAGUUUGUGAAUACAAGUUGUUAAACAGGUCAGGAACAAGUUAAAACAACGACCUUUCUUUUUUCGUCGUAACUUGAGCAAAAAUUCAUUUUGGUACAUUGUACCUUAUUUUCGUCAUGGUAUGUAGAUUAUCAUGUACAAAACUCUAUACAGCACAGACCGCUGAAGAAUACAAGUUGUAAAACAGGUCAGGAACAAGUAAAACAACGACCUUUCUUUUUGUAGUGACUUAGGCGUUACUUCGUUUUGGUAUAUUAUUUUCUUCAGACAUAUGAAUUCUUCUGUAUUAAACUCUACACAACACACGAAUGGCUAAGUACCAAUUACAAUUUCUGAUAAAAGCCAUAGCGUAUCAUUUCUUUACAAAGGAACAAGGCACAUUUCCAGAUAGUCUAUUCCCUAGUUUUCCUACAAAAUGUAUAAAACUGUGAUCUUUGCGUCACACAACUCUUCUUCUCCAUCAAGUUUUUUGGAAAAACAUAGCAACUGACGAAGAUGCCCCAAAAGAUCCCCCAACCCUCUCCCCCUAUUUUCGGCUACGAUAUUCCGGUACCUCUAUCUCGAAAAUCUAUGAAAUAGAGGGAAGAUUGCUUCCUUAGUGAUGGUCAGAGAGAUCCCCUUGCUUCUUUCUUCUGCUGAGCGAAAGAAGCCUUCAAAACAGUCGAAAGAGGCGAGAGAAAAACAACCUCUCUUUGAGACACUCUCUCUUAGGCCUUAUAUAAUAAUUUACUACAAUAAUAUCUAUUUCGGGAGAUCUUUAAAAGAGCUCCCUGCCUAGCCUAAUUUCUGAGCGCAUUGUAAAGUUUGACGACGUAAAGGAUGUAAGGCAUAUAAACUUUCCUUUAAUUAAAAAA
Molecule: messenger RNA, 2778 nt
Organism: Orbicella faveolata
Lineage: Eukaryota; Metazoa; Cnidaria; Anthozoa; Scleractinia; Merulinidae
Source: RefSeq, a predicted model, not a curated record